AUGGUCCUCCACACCACCCCUUACUCCAGUGCCUGUUUGCACUUCCUGGACGGCUUAUCAUGGAGCUUGGUGUUCCCCUGCUACUGGCUCCUGGACCGGCUCCUAGCUUCAUGUGUGGCCACCUCACUGGAGAAGCGCCAGCGCUCCCAGGACCCCUGCUCCUUCCUCACCCUGUGUGUCCUGAUCUCUGCACCCUUUUACCUGCUCCUCCUCCUCGCCUCCCUGCCUUUUGCCCUUCUGGGCUUCAUCAUCUGGGCUCCCCUGCAGGCCAUCCGCCAGCCCUACUUGUACACCUACCGCAGACCAGACAAACACCAGAUCGAGCAGGGCCAGGCAGGGUUGGGGGGCAUAGGUAUUGGGGAAUGGAGGCCACAGGGCAGAAGCUUCUGUUUCUGCAGUGCCAACGUAUGCCUGCUGCCUGACUCCCUGGCCAGGUUCAACAACCUGUCAGACACCCACAGGAGAGCCCGUGAGGUGGGGAAGAGGAUCCGCAAUGGUGCCAGUCGGCCUCAAAUAAAAAUCUACAUUGACUCACCUACUAACACUUCCAUCAGUGCGGCAUCCUUCAGCAGCCUUGCCACAGGUUUCCGUCGUACCUCCUCUCUGGACCAUCGUCCAGACACCACACACACCACCAAUGGCCCAGCGGACACUGAAACUGAACCCCCCACCGAGUGCCCAAUUCACCCCUCAGGUGCCACCGACUGCCCUUUACACCCCGCUGCAGGAGACCAGGGCUCCUCUGGAUGCCCCCUUCACCCAGACGAAACAGACACCACAGCAGACUGCCAACUCCACCCAGCAGGGGCUAACAACAGCUCUAGCUGUCCUGUUCACACCUCAGGGGAGGCUCCAGACUGUCCCAUGCAUUCCACAGGGCCUCAGCGUGUCCCUGGCCAUCAUGACUGUCCCAUGCAUGGUGAAGGGAACCAGCCAAAAUCCUCAACAGACUUCCCACAUCACACCUCAGGGGUUCAAAUCAGCAUCAGUGCUCCAGACCCAGACCCCCAGGAGGAGGAGGCUGAAACAGGGAACCAUCGGCCAGGGGAUCAGGCAGGAGGAGACACAAGCAGCAUGACUGCCUCCAGGGAGUCCCUUGCUCGUUACCAUGGAGGUGACAGCGGAGUAGGGAUAUCCUCCAACAACACACUCUCUCAUGUCCCUCGCACGUCAAUCUUCAAGCGCCCUGGACGAAAACGCCGCCAUGGAGAUGAGACAUUCGACCAUGAGAUCUCUGCCUUUUUCCCUGCCAACUUGGAUUUCCUGGCUCUACAGGAAGUGUUCGACCACAGCUCGACAACUAGACUGCGACGGCAAUUGCAUCGCUACUUUCCGUAUGUGCUGAGUGAUGUUGGGCGGUAUGGCUGGAAAGGCUGCUGCUCCAGGUUCAAAUUCCUGAAUAGUGGGCUGAUGUUGGCCAGUCGAUACCCAAUUCUGGAUGCACGCUAUGAGUGCUACCCCAAUGGGAGAGGGGAGGACGCAAUGGCAGCCAAGGGGACGCUGUUUGCCAAGGUUCAUGUGGGCACUACCCAUCAGGAGCAAAGGGUUGUGGGAUAUCUCACGUGUACACACCUCCAUGCCAUAGAAGGUGAUGCUUCUGUACGAUGUGAGCAGCUGGACCUGUUGCUCCGCUGGGGGGCUGAGUUUCGUCAUUCCUCAUCCCAACCACCUGAAGGAGAGAAGGUGCUUGAAGACCUGGUGGCCUUUGAUGUCAUCCUGGGAGACCUCAACUUUGACAACUGCUCUUCAGAGGACAAACUGGAGCAGCAGCAUGCACUUUUUACUCAAUACAAGGACCCAUGUCGCCUUGGGCCAGGAGAGGACAAACCAUGGGCUCUAGGUACUCUUCUGGAUCCCAGUGGCCUUUAUGACGACGAGGUCAGCACACCUGAAAGUUUACAAAAAGUGAUGGAAAAUGAGGAGGGGAGGAAGGAGUACCUGGUGUUUCCUCCCAGUAAGAGCCAGUGUCCUGCCAGCAGUCAGAAGGGGAGGAAGAUCCCGCUGAAGGGCAAUGGACGCCGCAUUGACUACCUCCUCUACAGCGACGAGGGCCUGCAGCAUGACUGGAAACUGGAAAUUGAGGAGUUCAGCUUCGUCACCCAGUUGGCUGGCCUCACUGACCACCUCUCUGUGGCCAUGCGACUGGCUGUGUCCACCGGGGAAGAGGAGCCUUAGGUAGAUCGACCACUUGAAGCUUUUUAAAAAUACUGCCAUGGAGGAACGACAGACAACCAGGAAGAGGAGAAGAGGUUAAGAGUUUACAGAUAUGGAGCUGCGUCUGAGACACACAAAGCAGGGGUGGGAGAGGAUUAAAUGGACAGAGAAAUGGACGCAUGAAUUAAUGGAGGAGCACUCAGUGGAUGAAUGGAUAUAGUGCAGGUAGAUAGAGCGAUAGCAGGAGCAGAGGUGUGACAUGAAAGACAAAGGAGGGGAGAGAUAAGCAGGAAAAUUCAGUGUAGAAAUCCAGAGAGAUAUUAAUUUUCCUGGGUAAACCACACACACACACACACACACACACAAACACACACUAAAUAUGUUACCAAACACACAAACACAAGUGAUCAACAUUGUGACUGUUGAACGUCACCUGGCCUCUCCGCUCCUGUCCUCAAACACUCCCUGAACCAAAUUUGGAGAUUUUUAUUUACAGUAAAUUGUUUCAUGUAGUCAGUUUCCACACAUUCCUUGUAUUGGAUCUAUUUUAGCUUUAGUGUAAGUCAGAUUUUUUUCAUGAUUCUACCUUCAGGGACAGCUGGAUCCUCAUCCUUUAGUGACUGUGUCCAAAAGUGAUGAGAGUGAAAUGUACAGCUGCUGACUGGCCUUUACACUGACCAUUUGUGUCCUUGUGUUGUGCACCUUUCUGAAAGGCUAUUGGUCAGUUCUGCUGUCAGUCAUUCACCUUACUACUCCCACAUCAGUCCCAGGA
Molecule: messenger RNA, 2926 nt
Organism: Seriola dumerili (greater amberjack)
Lineage: Eukaryota; Metazoa; Chordata; Actinopteri; Carangiformes; Carangidae
Gene: smpd3
Product: sphingomyelin phosphodiesterase 3
Exons: 9
Coding region: 1-2175 (724 amino acids)
Biological process (GO): sphingomyelin metabolic process
Cellular component (GO): extracellular region; cytoplasm
Molecular function (GO): sphingomyelin phosphodiesterase activity
Source: RefSeq, a predicted model, not a curated record